AUGUUCGCCAGCAACUCACCUUCUGAUGGCCCAGUCCUCAAUGCUGGCUCAGCGACUGCCAAUGCGAACAUCGUGUCAUUUUUUCCAUCCCAUUCAUCAUCCAACCAAUCACAUCAAUCCGUGACACCAACAGCUUCAGCUGUUAUCAUACGGUCUCCGGAUUCGGUCACUGAUGGUUCUGCUAAUUCUGACUAUGUUAAUUCGGGUUAUCAACUUUGUUCUUCUGCUUCAACUGGCUACCAACACUAUCCGCCAGUUCAAUUUCCGUUUUUAUUCGGAGCUUCUGAAUGGAGUUUUGUAAGUUUUUAA
This is a messenger RNA of Auanema sp. JU1783, 309 nucleotides long. NCBI's taxonomy places the organism in Eukaryota, Metazoa, Nematoda, Chromadorea, Rhabditida, Rhabditidae. The record is from the annotation of a GenBank genome assembly.